AUGGUAAACAUUAACUCAGAGACAGGAGAUAUAGUCAGCCUGCAGGCCUUUAACUACGAGGAGUUAAAAACGUUUCAGUUUAAAGUUCAGGCCACAGACUCUGGUGUUCCUCCGCUCAGCAGCAACAUGACUGUGAACGUUUUUAUCCUGGAUGAGAAUGACAACAGUCCCGCGAUCCUUUCUCCAUAUUCUGAGCAUGGCUCCGUUAACAGUGAGAGCAUCCCCUACUCUGCUGAAGCGGGAUACUUUGUGGCAAAGAUCAGGGCUGUAGACGCAGACUCUGGAUACAAUGCGUUGCUUUCUUAUCACCUCUCUGAGCCCAAAGGAAACAACCUCUUCAGGAUCGGAACCAGCACUGGAGAAAUCAGGACUAAGAGGAGAAUGAGUGACAAUGACCUGAAAACUCACCCCUUGGUGGUCUUGGUUUCUGAUAACGGAGAACCCUCCCUGUCAGCUAGUGUGUCUAUUGAGGUGGUGGUGGUUGAAAGCACAGCUGACAUCCAGACCCAGUUCAGACAUGUGCCCAUAAAGGAGGACAGCUUCUCUGACUUAAACCUGUAUCUGCUGAUCGCCAUUGUGUCGGUUUCAGUGAUUUUUCUGCUGAGUCUCAUCAGCUUAAUAGCUGUCAAAUGCCACAGGACAGACGGCAGUUUCAGCAGGUACAGCGCCCCAAUGAUCACCACCCAUCCUGACGGGAGCUGGUCUUACUCUAAAGCUACUCAGCAGUAUGACGUCUGUUUUAGCUCAGACACGCUCAAGAGUGACGUAGUGGUUUUCCCCGCUCCGUUUCCGCCUGUAGAUGCGGAGCUGAUCAGUAUUAACGGAGGAGACACUUUUACCAGGACUCAGACUUUACCCAGCAAAGAAAAGGCCAUCGAUAUACGGAUCUAUGCUUUGUUGCUGCUGUAUGGAAUUAUGCAGCUGCCGGGAAGAAAGACCUCUAUCGGGAUAUAUCUAGUGCUUGUUGUCUUGGAGUAUAACUGGGGAGCAGUAUCAGGGCAGCUCUCCUAUUCCGUUUCAGAGGAGGUAAACCUGGGGACUUCUGUUGGAAAUCUCGCCAAGGAAUUAAAUCUUAAUGUACAUGAUUUGGAGUCACGUAUGUUUCAGAUCGUUACUGGAUCAAAGCGAAAGUAUUUCGAUGUAAAUUUGAAGUCAGGUUUUCUCUACGUCAGUGACAGAAUAGACAGAGAAGAGCUCUGUGCGAAAGCUGCAGAAUGUACAAUAAAUGUAGAGGCUGUGAUUAAUAAUCCACUGAAGCUUUACCGUGUUGAAGUGAAUAUUCUCGACGUGAAUGAUAAUCCGCCCUCUUUCAGUGCCAAAUCACAAACUAUCGACAUAGCAGAGAGCAUAUUGCCGGGAGCAACAUUCCCUCUGCUGUCGGCCUACGAUGCCGAUGUAGGGAAAAAUAGUAUUAACACAUACAAGCUAAAUCCCAAUGAAUAUUUUUCUUUAGCAGUGCACAAAGGAGAGAGUGUGUCAGCCGAGCUAGUCCUUCAGAAAUCAUUAGACAGAGAAAAACAGGCAUUAAUUAAACUCACACUGACUGCUGUAGAUGGAGGAACGCCUCCAAAAUCAGGGACAUCAGAAAUAUUAAUUCAUGUUCUUGAUAUCAACGACAAUAUUCCAGUUUUUACCAAAACAUUGUAUAAAACAAGUAUGACGGAAAAUGCACCACUUGGCACUACAGUCGUGACAGUGACUGCAACUGACGCCGAUGAGGGUCCAAACAAAGACAUUGUAUAUUUGCUGAACUCAAAAGACCAGGACCAUGUCUUGGACAUUUUUGAAAUUGACUCGGAAACAGGAAUAAUAACAGUUAAAGGGAAAAUAGACUUUGAAACAAAUCCUGCAUUUGAAAUCCGCGUGCAGGCUGCUGACAAAGGCCAACCUCCAUUAACAGCCCAGUGUAAAGUACUGGUGGAGGUUGUGGACCUAAAUGACAAUGCCCCUGAUAUCACGGUGACGUCACUGCUCAGUACAGUGAGGGAGGACGCUGAAAUCGGUACUGCCAUUGCACUUGUUUCAGUCCUUGACAGAGAUGGGGGGAAAAAUGGUGAAGUAAAAUGUGAGAUAUUGAAUGCGGUUCCCUUUAAAUUGGAGACAAAUUAUAAAAAUUAUUAUUCAUUAGUUAUCGGUGGAGAUCUAGACAGGGAACUAAUUUCCCACUACAAUAUCACUAUCAAAGCUUCAGAUGAAGGUAGGCCCCCUCUCUCCAACACCAACGUGGUUAUUAUUCAGGUUUCUGAUGUAAAUGACAACAUACCUCGGUUUUCAGAGACUGUAAUUAAUAUGUAUGUGGAAGAAAAUAGUCCAGUUGGCACGGUUUUGAAAGCAGUAUCUGCAACUGAUGCUGACAUUAGUGAUAAUGGUCGGGUGACCUACUCAUUAGUCAGUGAUAAUAACUUUGUGUCGCUGUCUACUAUGAUUAAUGUCAACUCCGAGACAGGAGAUAUAGUCAGUCUGCAGUCUUUUAACUAUGAGGAGCUAAAAACAUUUCAGUUUAAAGUUCAGGCCACAGACUCUGGUGCUCCUCCGCUCAGCAGUAAUGUGACUGUGAACGUUUUUAUCCUGGAUGAGAAUGACAACAGUCCCGCGGUUCUCGCGCCCUAUUCUGAGCACGGCUCCGUUAACAGUGAGAGCAUCCCCUACUCUGCUGAAGCGGGAUACUUUGUGGCAAAGAUCAGGGCUGUAGACGCAGACUCUGGAUACAGUGCGCUGCUUUCUUAUCACCUCUCUGAGCCCAAAGGAAACAACCUCUUCAGGAUCGGAACCAGCAACGGGGAAAUCAGGACUAAGAGGAGAAUGAGUGACAAUGACGUGAAAGCUCACCCCUUGGUGGUGUUGGUUUCUGAUAACGGAGAACCCUCCCUGUCAGCUACUGUGUCUAUUGAGGUGGUGGUGGUUGAAAGCACAGCUGAUAUCCAGACUCAGUUCAGACAUGUGCCCAUAAAGGAGGACAGCUUCUCUGAUCUAAACCUGUAUCUGCUGAUCGCCAUUGUGUCGGUUUCAGUGAUUUUUCUGCUGAGCCUCAUCAGUUUAAUAGCUGUCAAAUGCCACAGGACAGACGGCAGUUUCAGCAGGUACAGCGCCCCAAUGAUCACCACCCAUCCUGACGGGAGCUGGUCUUACUCUAAAGCUACUCAGCAGUAUGACGUCUGUUUCAGCUCAGACACGCUCAAGAGUGACGUAGUGGUUUUCCCCGCACCGUUUCCACCUGUGGAUGCGGAGCUGAUCAGUAUUAACGGAGGAGACACUUUUACCAGAACUCAAACUUUACCUAAUAAAGAAAAGUAUUUUAUCUACUGA
This is a messenger RNA of Seriola dumerili (greater amberjack), 3306 nucleotides long. RefSeq names its product protocadherin alpha-3-like. Gene Ontology annotation, cellular component: plasma membrane. The record is from RefSeq and is a predicted model, not a curated record. Lineage: Eukaryota; Metazoa; Chordata; Actinopteri; Carangiformes; Carangidae. The coding region runs from base 1 to 3306 and encodes 1101 amino acids. Gene Ontology annotation, biological process: homophilic cell-cell adhesion. Gene Ontology annotation, molecular function: calcium ion binding. The transcript is spliced from 3 exons.